AUGGAGGAAUAUAUUCAAGGCUUUGUGAGCACAUCCAUAGUAAAAACAUUGUUAGCUCCAUUAGAGAGAUAUAAACUCAUCAGAUAGACCCAGGAUAUUCUUACCCUGAGUUCGAAAGAGAAGAUGACUAAUUUUUAUUAAUUUCUUAAGAAAACGAUAUCAAAUGAGGGACCGAAAGGACUCUUCAGAUCAAAUUUAACUGCAAUAUACAUGUGGAUACCUCAAGUGUAUGCAUAAUAUGUUUUCUAUCAAAAUAUCAAACAAGCCACUUAUGACAAAGAUCUUUUGUCAAUGGGACUUUGUGCAACACUUUGUGGCAUUACUACUUCUAUAUUCUCCUACCCCUUUGAUACAAUAAGAGUGAGAUAAGCAACUGAAAUUUAGAUUCCAGGAUAGAAAAGAAUGUAUGUUGGAUUUGAGGAGACUCGCUUUAAUAUAAAAAUAGAGAGUGGGUUUUUCAAGGGCUUGUAUUCAGGAUUUACAGUUGGGUGUUUAUAGACAUUGUUGUUUGCAUAUGGCAUAGUGGGUUUGAAUUCUCUGUUAGAUGGCACUACUCCUUACAAUCAACAAUUAGCAUACUUGGGAUCAUAUGCAUUGAUAUAUCCAAUUGACAGUGUGAGACGUCGUUUGUAGGUGAAAUCGAUUUUGUUUUAGUAAGAGGCAUCAAAAAAGCAGAAUUUGUGGGAGAAAUUGAAAUUUAAUAUGAAGGAGUGGAGUUUCAGUUGGGGUUAUGGAGGAUUCUUGGCCCAUAAUGUGAGAGGAAUAGCAAUGUUGCUGAUCCUGGAAUAGGUUAACUUCGAAUCACUUUACAAGGAAACUUAGAAUCAAUUGAAUUAGGCCUUAAAAUAUUGAGUAUUAUAAUUUUAUUUACAAUAUAAUAAUAUAUAUAUUUUGGGGGACAAA
This is a messenger RNA of Paramecium tetraurelia, 903 nucleotides long. RefSeq lists its product as uncharacterized. Gene Ontology annotation, biological process: mitochondrial ATP transmembrane transport; mitochondrial ADP transmembrane transport. Lineage: Eukaryota; Ciliophora; Oligohymenophorea; Peniculida; Parameciidae. The transcript has 2 exons. Gene Ontology annotation, molecular function: ATP:ADP antiporter activity. Gene Ontology annotation, cellular component: mitochondrial inner membrane. The record is from RefSeq and is a predicted model, not a curated record.